AUGAACCCGUCACGCUUAAAUAUAAUAAAUGUCCCUUUCUGUGUCUCUCACAGGACAGUAGCGUCUGAGGUCAGAAAGCAGGUUUCCCGGGAAUAUGGCUCUCCGCAGCUGUCCAAAAAACGUGCUGGAGCUCAUCAACCGGUGCCUCUGACGGAGGUGGUGGAGCCGGUGGACUAUGAGGAGUACGUUAGCAGCCAUCCGCCAGGAGCGGAGCCCGGACCCCUCCGACAGCUGCUGGAGUUCCCCAGCGAUGACCUGGAGCUGCUGCUGCAGGAGAGAGAGUGCGCCACGAUAGAGCCGCCCGUCCCGGAGGAGGACUCACUGGACCCCAGAGUGAGGGAUGCCCUGGGGGUCUACACCGACAACUGGCUCAUCAUCCAGAGGAAGUAUCAGCGAUACAGCACAACACAGACGCCUCAUAACUCUGAGCGGCAGCGGGAGAAACAGAAAGGACUCGUCAAACAAACCUUUGAGCUGGAUGAGGCCGCCAUUGAUCGGCAGGAUGAGCAGGAUGACUCAAAGAGGCACUCGGUGUCGCUGGAUGACACGCCGCGGGGGAGCUGGGCCUCCAGUAUAUUUGACCUGAAAAACUCCACUCCUGAUGCGCUGCUGCCUUCUGUGCUGGAGCGCACGGCUGCGGAGGACAUGGACUGUCGCAACGCCGAAAACCGCCAGCAGUGCCGCCACGCUGAUCUGCUGGGACUUUACCCUGCGCCGGAUGAGGAUGAGGCCGUCGAGAGGUGCACCAUUCCAGAGGUGCCCAAAGAGCACAGCGGCCAGAGGAUCAUGGUCAAGUGUUUGUCGCUCAGAUUUGAGAUCGAAAUCGAGCCAAUAUUUGGAUCACUGGCUCUGUAUGAUGUCAGAGAAAAGAAAAAGAUUUCAGAGGAUUUUCACUUUGACCUGAACUCGGAUCAGAUGAAGAGCUUGCUGCGACCCCACAGUCCACACGUAGCCAUUUCCACACUGGCGCGAUCCACGAUCUUCUCCAUCACAUACCCGUCUCCGGACAUCUUCCUAGUCAUUAAGCUGGAGAAAGUCCUUCAGCAGGGAGACAUCGGCGAAUGCUGUGAGCCGUACAUGGUCAUGAAGGAAUCCGACUCCACUAAGCAUAAGGAAAAGCUGGAGAAGCUGAGGGCUCAGGCUGAGCAGAUGUGCACUAGGCUGGGUCGUUUCCGCAUGCCCUUUGCCUGGACUGCGAUUCAUCUGCUGAACAUCGUCAGCAGUGUUGGAGGCCUGGACCGCUCCGAUUCAGACUCAGACACGGAGCGUAAGGGGACGUGGAAUGAGAGAAAGAAGAAAGGAUUUGAGAGGAUGAGUGUAGGAGAGGACAUGUGCAACUUUGCUAACUUCCGUCCAGCGACUCUCACUGUCACCAAUUUCUUCAAACAGGAAGGGGACAGAUUGAGUGAUGAAGACUUGUAUAAGUUCCUGGCAGACAUGAGGAGGCCGUCGUCUGUCCUGCGUCGACUCAGACCUGUGACUGCUCAGCUGAAGAUAGACAUCUCCCCGGCUCCAGAGGCCCCACACUACUGUCUGUCUCCAGAGCUGCUUCAUGUGAAGCCUUACCCUGACCCACGUGUGCGCCCCACCAAAGAAGUGCUGGAGUUUCCCGCUCGCUACGUCUACACCCCACACACUACCUACAGGAACCUGUUGUACGUUUACCCUCAGAGUGUCAACUUCAGUAGCCGGCAGGGUUCGGUGAGGAACAUUGCAGUGAAGGUGCAGUUCAUGGCAGGAGAGGAUCCCAGCCAGGCCAUGCCUGUCAUCUUUGGAAAGUCAAGCUGUGCAGAGUUUUACAAGGAGGCGUACACCCCAGUGAUCUACCAUAACAAGUCCCCGGAGUUCUAUGAGGAGGUAAAGAUGAAGAUUCCCGCCAACCUCACCGACAACCACCACCUGCUCUUCACCUUCUAUCACAUCAGCUGCCAGCCCAAGCAGAAUACCCCCUUGGAGACACCGGUGGGCUACACGUGGAUCCCCCUCAUGCAGCACGGCCGCCUGCGCACCGGCUCCUUCAGUCUGCCCGUCUCUGUGGAGAAACCUCCACCCAGCUACUCAGUCCUCACUCCUGACGUACAGCUACCAGGGAUGAAAUGGGUGGACAACCACAAAGGAGUCUUUAAUGUAGAGGUGAAGGCAGCCUCUUCAGUUCACACGCAGGAUCCACACCUGGAUAAGUUCUUCACACUUGUGUAUGUUCUGGAGGAGUACUCCUUCCCUUUCCGGCUGAAGGAUGUUAUAAUCACUGAGGCAAACGUGGAGGCGGAGCUGAAAGCCAGCAUGGGGGCUCUGAAAGGGGCACUGCUGGACACUUGUGUGCGCUUCCUGCAUCAACUGAUGAGCAAGCUCAUAUUGCUAAUCGUACACCCUCCUGUCAUAGCAGGACAGAUCGUAAAUCUUGGCCGUGCUGCUUUUGAAGCCAUGGCCCUGCUGGUAAACCAGAUCCAUAAGAACCUGGAGGGAAACCAGGACCAUCAUGGCCGCAACAGUCUGCUGUCCUCCUAUAUCCACUACUGCUUCCACCUGCCCACAACAGAGCCUGUAUCUCCCCCUGCUGUGGGAGCCGCAUCGUAUGAUCUCCCCAUCCAGUAUGCCACGCUCUCUAGGGCAACGGCAAGACCCAGCAGCCUGCUCUUGUCCCGCUCCAAGAGCCUGAGUAACUCCAACCCUGACCUGGCCUCAACUCCAGCCACCCCUGACGAGGAGGUGCAGAGAAUCAUCGGCAGCAAGGGGAUAGACCGCUCACAUUCCUGGGUAAACUCUGCUUACGCUCCAGGGUGCUCAAGGGCAGUGCUCCGUCGGAACCUCAACUCCAGCUGUGAGCUCAAGCAGGCUAGUGAGCGUGCCUGUAAUCGCAUGUCUGCCUUCAUCGAGACUGCCUCCAUUCUCUGUCCUCCCUCCAGGCAGAUCGCCAAGAAGUUACUUCAUGAAGAGCUGGCUCUCCAGUGGGUGGUGAGCACCAGUACCGUGAGAGAGGCGUCUCUACAGCAGGCCUGGUUCUUCUUCCAGCUCAUGGUGAAGAGCAUGUCCCAUCAUCUGUUCCUGUCCUCACGCCUGGACAUGCCCCGACGCCAGCGCUUCCCAGACCGCUUUGUGGACGACAUCGCUGCCUUAGUGUGUGCCAUCAGUGCAGACAUAGCCAGCAGAUAUCACAAGGAUGUCGAGCUAGUGGAGAGGUUAAACAGCAGCUUGGCCUUUUUCCUCAAUGACCUGCUGUCUCUCAUGGACAGAGGCUUUGUUUUCAACCUCAUCCGCUCGUAUUAUAAACAGAUUAAUAAUAAGCUCCACACAGCGCAGAGCCCCAGCUCUCUGACAGCGCUGAGGAUGGACUUCAUACGGAUCGUCUGCAGUCACGAGCACUACGUCACCCUGAACCUGCCCUGCGCCACCCUCAGUCCCCCCGCGUCCCCCUCACCCUCCACAUCCUCCACCACCUCUCAGAGUUCAGCGUUCUCCUGUCAUGUUCAGGAUCAGGGUGUGGUCAGCAUGUUCGAACUGUCGGUGCCAUUCCGCCAACAGCAUUUUCUUUCUGGUCUGCUGUUGGCUGAGCUGUCACUCAUCCUGGAGCCAGAUGGAGAGGGUGUGUUCUUCCUACACAAGAAGGCCAUUAGUGCGCUGCAUUCUCUGCUGUGCAGUCACGACGCGGACCCCCGCUACACAGACCCCCAGGUCCGCUCGCACAUCGCCCAGCUCUACCUGCCACUCAUCCCCAUCGUCAUGGAGACGCUGGCCCAGCUUCACGACUUCACCGACACGUCCCCACAGCGUGUACGUCACGCCUCGGUGCUCGUCGACGAUAGCGACCCAGACAACGGCACCAUCAGCCAGUCUGUUGCCAUGGCGAUAGCUGGCUCACCACUCCCCAAUUCCAAAGCCAACCCCUUCACUCUGCCAUCCGUGGUGAGUACCUGCUCACUGACCACUGUUAAUAACUCAUGGUAUGAAUAUGAAUGA
Molecule: messenger RNA, 3957 nt
Organism: Sinocyclocheilus rhinocerous
Lineage: Eukaryota; Metazoa; Chordata; Actinopteri; Cypriniformes; Cyprinidae
Product: dedicator of cytokinesis protein 7-like
Exons: 31
Coding region: 1-3957 (1318 amino acids)
Biological process (GO): positive regulation of GTPase activity; small GTPase-mediated signal transduction
Cellular component (GO): cytosol
Molecular function (GO): guanyl-nucleotide exchange factor activity
Source: RefSeq, a predicted model, not a curated record